AACGUUAUAUUUGUCAAACUACUUAAUAUUUAUAUUAUUCAAGUUCAUCAAAAACCUAUAUGCUAUUGAAAUAAGGGACUUGAAGAAGUUGGCCGAAGAAGUUUAUUUAAAGCUGCUAAAAGGAAAUUUUAUGAAGUAAUUCCUUUUAUUCUUUGGGAGAGAGUCUUAUACUCAUAUAUGUUAGCCUCGUUUAGAGAGAAUUCUAGACGAUAGGAAGACAUGCAGAUCGCUUACCGUGCAAAAUAUCCUGUAUCCGUCUGUGCUGUGCUCUUCUUAUCCAUUGUUUGCAAUGCAGAGUUAACGUUUAACGAUAUUCAUCUCUAUAUCUGUAGCACCAAGAACUAUACAAGCACUAAAUUGGAGAGUAAUUUGAACUCAGUUCUUAAUAAUCUUGUAAACAAUACAUCAUCAUCAUCAAAUGAUAUGAACACCUCUGUAACCGGCCGAACUCCAGAGAGAGUAUAUGGUCUCCUUCAAUGCCUGGGAGACACAACUGUGGAGGAAUGCUUGAACUGUUCCAAGUUAGCAAGAUCCAGGGUUCGCCAGGAUUGUGGAAAUGCCAUAGGUGCUAGAGCUUGGCUGCCCAAGUGCUUCAUACGCUACGAGAAUUACUCCUUCAUCGGAAUACUUGAUACCGAGACGAAGCUUGCUUACAAUGGAAAAAAGGUCACAGUUGACCCUGAUGGGUUUAGUAACUCGGUUUGGGCGCUUCUCACAAAUCUGUCUAUUGAAGCCGUUGGAUCUCCUCGUCGCUAUUCUGCUGGAUCAACAACUACCUCCACAUUUCAGCAGAUAUACAGUCUGGUUCAGUGUUGGAGCGAUUUAACUUAUGUUGAAGACUGCAAAACAUGCUUAAGGAAUGCAAUUGUUAAGGUGUUAAACGUGACGAAGAAUGGAACUCAUGUUGGAGGUGCGGCCGUCUCCGGAAGUUGCGUUGCUCGUUACGAAAUAACCAACUUCUUCAAUGCUGCUUCUCUCCCAUCACCUCUAAAACCGAAGAAGUUUACAAACAAAAUAGGUAUAGUACUGGGUAGUAUCGGUGGCUUCUUGGUGAUGUUAUUGCUAUGCCUGUUUCCAAUCAGAAGAAAGUUCAAAUUUGCGGUAUUAUGGAAGCCACCCUUCUUAAGGAAAGAGAAUCCAGAUCCAGAUGUGUACUCAGCGAUCGGCGAGGAACAUGUAAUGAUGUUCAACUUGGAAAAUAUCAAGGCUGCAACUAGAGAUUUCCAUGAUGAUAACAAGCUUGGAGAAGGGGGUUUUGGCUCUGUAUACAAGGGAACAAUGUUAGACGGCAAACAAAUAGCAGUAAAGAAGCUUUCUUUACAAUCUUUUCAAGGGAAAAAGGAGUUUCUAAAUGAGGUCAAAUUAGUGGCCGAAAUUCAGCAUCGAAAUCUUGUGAAAAUACUUGGAUGUUGCACAGAGCAAUUAGAACGGUUGCUUGUUUAUGAGUUCUUGGCUAACAAAAGCCUUGACAAGAUAAUAUUUGAGCGAAGAAAAGAGCUUGACUGGCCAAAGCGUUUGAACAUCAUAUGUGGAAUAGCUCGUGGGCUUCUAUACUUGCAUGGAGAUUCUCACCAUCGAAUCAUCCAUCGUGAUAUAAAACCAAGCAAUAUUCUCCUUGAUGAGAAAAUGGAGCCAAAAAUAUCAGAUUUUGGCUUAGCAAGACUGAUUGGUCAAGAUGAGAGUCAUGUUGAGACAAGGCUUGCAGGAACAUAUGGUUAUAUGGCACCAGAGUAUGCUAUGCGGGGUCAAUUAUCUACUAAAGCAGAUGUGUAUAGUUUUGGUGUUGUCAUUUUAGAGAUUAUAUGUGGAAGAAAGAACACUGAUAAUAGAUUAUUCCCUGAAUUUCAAAGCUUGAUAGAUUGGGUAUGGAGAUCUUACAAUGAACGAAAUAUGGUGGAUGUGAUUGAUAGAGAAAUAAUAGAAAGUUUCUCUAGUGAGCAAGUUUUGAGAUGUAUUAAUGUAGGUCUUUUAUGCUCACAGACAAAUGCAUCACUUCGUCCACCAAUGACUAGAGUAUAUGCAAUGCUUUCAAACCCUUUUAUGGACAACUUACUAGAUCCCACAAAUCUUGCUUAUCUAAGUAUUGAACAAAAUGAUGUUCCAUCAUAUACAUCUACUUCAAUGUCAAUAACCACAAGUACAUCACCUUCACCCACCUCUUUUUUACUCCCCACAUCUAUCAGGCAUGCAUCAAUAACAAAUUUAUAUCCAAGGUAAUCCCAUUUACCUCUUUUUUCGUAUAAAAAUUUUAGAGCUUUGAACAGGGAGCUUA
Cryptomeria japonica (Japanese cedar) is the source of this 2272-nucleotide messenger RNA. Its product is annotated as cysteine-rich receptor-like protein kinase 19. The record is from RefSeq and is a predicted model, not a curated record. Gene Ontology annotation, molecular function: protein kinase activity; ATP binding. The transcript has 7 exons. Lineage: Eukaryota; Viridiplantae; Streptophyta; Pinopsida; Cupressales; Cupressaceae. Gene Ontology annotation, biological process: protein phosphorylation. The coding region runs from base 220 to 2217 and encodes 665 amino acids.